Messenger RNA from Malus domestica (apple), 796 nucleotides. NCBI's taxonomy places the organism in Eukaryota, Viridiplantae, Streptophyta, Magnoliopsida, Rosales, Rosaceae. The record is from RefSeq and is a predicted model, not a curated record.
CACUCUAUUUGCAACAGAGCGCAAGUGUUUGCGAGAAAACUUUUGCAACUCUGCUUCAAGUAAUGUCGCAAAUGAUGUUGUGACGCCAAUGGAUACCCUCUCUAAAAAAUUUAUUUCAAUUAGCACGCCGCAUCUUAAGAUGGAAAAUAUUCUACCGUUAUCAAUUUUUUUGGUAAACUUGGCGCCUUCUUCUCAGAUCUUCAAUCAGGCUGGCCCCAAAUCAAAUCCUCUCCCUCACUCUGAGUCGCAGUCGAGUACCUCAAGGAAAUCGACAAGGCUCGCAGUGAUCUUCGCUCUCGCAUUUACAGCUGUAGCUACGCUCCGAUAUGCUCCGUUUGGUGUGAAAUUGGGUAGUACGAUGCCGGGACCUACGAUGCCAAGACGAAGACGGGUGGGCCGAAUGGGUCGAUUCGGAACGAGGAAGAGUAAUCUCCUGGUUCCAACAAUGGCUUCAAGAAGGCUAUUCAUUUUGCGGUGCGCCACAUUGGAGGGAACGGGGCUGUCUGACAAGGAUAUUGCUGCACUAUCUGGGGGCCAUACACUGAUAUUGCUGCAGAUCCAGACAAAUAUAGUUUUGAUGGUCCGUGGACUAAAGAACCUCUGCAGUUUGAUAACUCAUGCUUUGUGUAAGAAUUGAAAAAAUGGUGAAAAUUAAUCGUUUUAUGUCCUUUGGAUUUUCAUCUCGUCUUGUUCUUCUUGCUUUCUCUUAGUAGUCUCUGUACAACUAGUAGUAUGAUUAAUACACUCAUAUGAGAUGAUGGUGGUGCUUUUAAGUUUUGACGAUAUUUAUAUAUAA